ACCCCUUUCUCUUUCAGUCGUUCUGUUGCUUUUUGUUUGGGUUAACAAUAGAGAGAGAGAGAGAGAGAGAGAGAGAGAGAGAGAGAGAGAGAGAGAGAACAGAAGCGCGAGCUGCUCUCCAUGUAUUCAGUCUAGCGGAGCGGGCGAUGGAUGUGAGAUUUUACCCUGCACCUCCUUCAAGCGUGGGCUCCUGUACAUUACCCACCGACAGCAGCCUCUCCUCUCUGGACUAUUACCACUGCAACAAGAGCAGAUACGGUGUAGGAGGUGUUAGGCUGUACAGCGCUUUCCCCGUGAGGCACAACCCUGAGGAGAAAAGACUGCCCUCUUCAGGGUUUGAUGGUGACAACAUGUACAUGAGUGAGAACAACCAAGAGUUCCUCUCCCCGAGUCAGAAUUAUUCCGGACAGGGAGGGGGCAAUGGGAACGGCGGAGGAGGGGGAGACGAGGACUACGAGAUCCCCCCUAUAACCCCGCCGAAUCACCCCGAGCCACCGCUGCUGCACCUGAUGGACCCCGAGUCCAGCUACCUGUGUCACUCCAUCCCUCACAACGGCCUGAUCAACCCGUACUCAUACUCCGAGCUGCCCGCACUCAUGAUGUCCAACAUGCUCGCCCAGGACGGACAUCUGCUGUCCAGCCAGAUGCCCUCGAUGCAGAUGUUUGCGGGGCAAGCGGGCAGUCAUUACCCCCGUGCACACCACAGCCCCAUGCUAAACCCAUCUGCCCGGAUACUGCCCCACCCCAUGAGCGCCCUGUCCCAGCUCAGCUCUCAGAUUGGCCAUGGCUCCUUUACACACGGUUCCCCGUCAUCGUCAGGAAGUCAGUCAGCCACGCCCUCCCCCUCAAGCUCCGCCCAGGAAGAGGAAGCAAAGUACCACUCAAAGAUCACAGGAGAGAAGCGACCCUCCUCUGAUAUGAUGAAGCCCAAGCCCAAACCUCAGAAGAAGAAGAAGAAGAAGGACCCCAACGAGCCGCAGAAGCCCGUCUCAGCCUACGCACUCUUCUUCAGGGACACUCAAGCUGCCAUCAAGGGUCAGAACCCCAACGCCACCUUUGGAGACGUCUCCAAGAUCGUGGCCUCCAUGUGGGACAGUCUGGGAGAGGAACAGAAACAAGCAUACAAACGGAAAACAGAAGCAGCGAAGAAGGAGUACCUGAAGGCCCUGGCAGCGUACCGAGCCAGUCUGGUUUCCAAGACCUACAGUGACCCGGUGGAGAACAAAAGUGUCCAGUCUAGUCAGCCGUCGUCACACAUGAUGGGCCCCAACGCCUCCCUGUACAGCGUCCCACCCCAGCCCUCCUCCCCGUACCUGGGCCCCAGCCCCUUUCCUCUCUCAGACCUCCAGAGCUACGCGGCGGGGGCUCCCAGACACGGCCUGCCCCGUUCAGCCAUGCUGCCCGCGCUCAGUGCCUCUCCCCCAGCAUCCUUCCAGAUCAGCCCUCCCCUCCACCAGCAGCUCUCUCUGCACCAGGGCUCCCUCCUCAACCAGCCAAUCCGCAUGCAGCAGGUCCAGUCACAGCCAAUCAUCUCUCACCAGAUGGGCCUCCAGGCUCCGCUGCACUCCCCACCCCCAGGACAGCAGGGAUUCUCUCACUUACAGUCCGAGUAUCAGAAGAGUGUGGGGGGGUCUCAGUCUCCAGGGGCUCCGAACCCAGCGGGCCAGAACCCCGACUGGGACAGCGAGUACUGCAACCGGGAAUGUGGCGGAAACCACUGCAGUGGCAGUAUGAUAGGCAGGGACAAGCCACUCUACCUCACUUGAAGCAAAACAAGGAGAACGGAAAGAGAAAAGAUGAAACAACACCAGGGAGUCCACGGCACCCUUCCCAGACAUCAUCAGUUUCCCUCAGUGUCAUUUUUCAUUCGUUUUUAGAAGGAUGUGUGUGUGUACGCGUUCUGAAGACUACUAGUGAUCCUUUCAUUUUUGCCAAGCACUUAAAAAUGUACAGGCCUCUCCGUCAGAGACCUCAGAGAGCACUCACCCUGUCUCUGAAUAAACUUAAAAGAAAAACACAAAAAAAGAUGUAUAUAAAAACGAAAAGGAAAAAAACAAAUAAAGCAAACUACCAUUAAACUGGCCCUCAGGGCAAAUGAGCUUUAACUAAAACAGAGGAGAUCUCUCCUCGUAGUUUCUCAGUUACUUUCCCUCUGGUCUCAUUUUUAUUUUAUUUUCAUUUUUUUUUGUUUUGCUGUUGUACUUACUGUUGUAUUUAUUUCCUGCUUGCAACAUAGCGCUUCUUUUGGCUGAUAACAGGUCCUUUACUUUAGAGAAAAUACUCUUCUGAGUGCGAUACGUUGCUGUUCAACUAAUGCUAAUAAUGUGAAUUUUAGGCAAAAAAUAAAAAUAAAAUAGACAGGAAAAAAGUAAUACACAAAUGGAAAAAUUGAUACAAACAACUUCUUUUUGUAAUUUUAAAGACCCGUGUAGGUCUUUGUUGAUCUGUCACAGUGUGAUUGUAAAUAUCACUUUUUUUUGGGGGGGGUCAAAUUGGGAAGAUGAAGUCCAGAUAUUCUUUUUCUUCUUUAAUAUUACUUUUAAUUCAUUGAUUUGUAUUUUAAAUGGUAUUUUGUGAAUGCGUGCCGGUUUGAAUGAGUGUGUGUGAGUGUAUUUGUGUGUUGUGUAACUGAACAGCCUGUGCAGGUGAUAUCAGAAGAGUUUCCACACGUACACAAUCUUGCAUUAAAAUCUGUGCUCACUGGUGUGAAAAAAAGAUCUAUGGCAAAAACCAUGACAGACUGCAUGACCUGGCUCUCCAUUUAGGCUCCCCGAUUCAUCAGAGCCUCAUUUUUGGUUUUAAAGCAUGACUGUAUGGAAGUCUGUUUCCAUCACUGAAUACACAAUUAAAAAAAAAAGGUAAUUGUGUCUUUUUAUUUCACAAUUCUUUUUUUCUUGCAAUUGCAAGUUUCGUUUUGCAGUUCAGACUUUUUCUCAGAAUUGCAUGAUAAAACUAGAAAUUCUAACUUUUAUCUCAGAAUUGCGAGAUAUAAUUCUGAGACAGUCACAAUUGCAAGAAAAAAGUCAGAAUUGCAAGAUAC
Carassius carassius (crucian carp) is the source of this 3040-nucleotide messenger RNA. RefSeq names its product TOX high mobility group box family member 2 (gene tox2). The transcript has 10 exons. The record is from RefSeq and is a predicted model, not a curated record. Bases 147 to 1766 code for a protein of 539 amino acids. Gene Ontology annotation, biological process: regulation of transcription by RNA polymerase II. Gene Ontology annotation, cellular component: nucleus. NCBI's taxonomy places the organism in Eukaryota, Metazoa, Chordata, Actinopteri, Cypriniformes, Cyprinidae. Gene Ontology annotation, molecular function: chromatin DNA binding.